Messenger RNA from Hypoxylon trugodes, 497 nucleotides. RefSeq lists its product as uncharacterized. The coding region runs from base 130 to 438 and encodes 102 amino acids. NCBI's taxonomy places the organism in Eukaryota, Fungi, Ascomycota, Sordariomycetes, Xylariales, Hypoxylaceae. The transcript is spliced from 2 exons. The record is from RefSeq and is a predicted model, not a curated record.
UUGUAGGUAUGAUGGGUACUUGUAUACAUCUACCAUGUAUGUACACAAUUAAAUCCUAGACCAAAUAGAAGUUGGUAGGCGACUAAGGAAAGGCAUUAAUAAAGCGGAAAAGACGAAAAAGAAGUGUGCAUGUGGUCUGCUGUUUAUGUGGUUGUGUGGUGUGGUAAUCAUGGGUGGUGGAUUCGAUUCAAUCAAUUGUUAUUUUUCUUGGGAUUUUCUUCCCUCUUUUCCCUCCUCUUCCUCUUCUCUUUGGCUUCCACCUUUUUCUAUUAUUUUCCCCCCUCCCCCAUUUCAUUUGCCCCCCAUCUUCUUAUUUCUUCCCCCGUCCUUUUUUAUCUGGGUAGAAUCCACAAGAGUGCAUUGGAAAGAUACAUAGUACAUACGCUACAACGCACGCGCUGCACGUCAAGUGGUGGAUACCCCUGUAUUUAUGACUAGCCAGUCGGCCGAAAUGAAUCACAAAGAAAAUAAUGUUGGGAUUCGUUUCUGACUUGUAA